Messenger RNA from Amoebophrya sp. A120, 1900 nucleotides. The record is from the annotation of a GenBank genome assembly. NCBI's taxonomy places the organism in Eukaryota, Dinophyceae, Syndiniales, Amoebophryaceae.
UUCGUCUUCGAGGAGAGGUCUUUUGUUCGCAAAAGAAGCAUAUGAGAACAGCCGCAUUUGCGAUUGCAAUUAAAAUCGCCGUCGUGAUGCUGGGUCCGAGGGAGAGUGUAAAGCCGUUCGUGGUGCUUUCGUUUUUCGCUUUCGUCGUGGCGUCCGUAAGUAUCCAGAAGUAGGUUGCUCUUCUUAAUCUCGUAGAUUAUAGGAAGAACAAGUGCUCAAAUAACUUCGUGACCAUGUAUGGACAGAGGCACAUCGCGUUCGUUUCUUCUUACACAUGAGAAUGGGGCUUCGUGAUUUGGAUUGUCUGUCUGCGCAAGUUUGGAAAAGCAAAAGGACAAAGUAGCACGAUGCGUUUUUUCACGUCUUUUUACCUCGAUUGUUCUCCGCCGCCAGAGCUGAAGCAGGCGUUUCAGAGCGGCGACACGGGGCCACUGGAGAAGCUCCCGCAACACACACGCACAGUGCUCCGUCGUUGGCUGAGCAAGAAAUUUGACCUGUGCGCGAAUAUUAGGUCCCUGUGGCACAAGCGUCGGCUUGUCGAGCAGCUGCCCACCGACCGCGAGUGUUUGAACGAGUACUACUUGGAAGGAGCACAAAAUGCGCAGGACGUCAGCAGCCUGGCCGCGCAGAAAACGCUACUGGCCAGUGUGAUGAACAAGAUGCGGCCCGCGUUUCAGGGCGUCACCUUCGUGCACGAGAAGGACCGCGGGGCCUGGUUCAAGUGCUGUCAUGUAGGACAUCCCGCGGCCGCACACCCGCUUCAGAAGAGACUCUCGCAAGCGUACACACCCUUUCUCGAGUACCGCAUACGACAGCUGAAAAAGCAGCUGAGUGACGCGAAGAAAAAAACGAUACCGGGAAUGGAGCCCCUCCGGAUGCGGUACCAAAUGCAACUUGAGAAGUAUUCGGUUGCAAAAACAAACUCCUACCUCUCCUUGCAGUGCAAACGAGUGGACGAUCCGAAUCUGCUGGACUACGACUUUUAUGCUGUGCAAAAGUUGCAGAAAAGUUCUCGGCACAGAACAAAGCAAGAAAAUGUAGUGCGAAAAAAGAGAAAGCAUUCAUUGAGGACCAGAGCGCCGAUAUGUUCACCUUCGCCGGCCCGUGGUCAUAGAAUCUAUCAAGGAUUAAAAGCCACUGACCCCACCCAUGCUAACUAACACGCCUGGCGUCGUUGUUUUAUUUUUUGCGUGUUCCUGCUUACUUUUGCUUUUGCGCGUUGGGAAUAACAAGAAAUUUUUGCACUGCAUAGACCAGGUCUCACGUCCAGCACCCGACGGGAAGACCAAGCGGAUCCGCUGCGCUCGCACGAGGUCUGUCUGAGGGUGCAGCACAAGGGCUUUGCGGAGUUUGGCUUGUACAAUGAUCGGGAAAAGACGCAGUGCAUCCAACUCGGACUGGACGAGUGGCCCAACCCGAGUCGACCGGAUUACUUCAAUCUCGGACGCCCCGUGCGGUAUGAUUUUCAGAAUUUCAAAUACCUCAAGGAACGCGAAAAUUAUCGAGUGCUCUUUUUGUGAAGUAAUCUGUAAAGACCGAGUGUACGCGACUUACUGCUCCUUUCUGGUUGCAUCUAUGAUACAACAUUCUGGGCGCACGGAUCGAUGAUAUCCCUGGCAGCGAGAGCCGAGGCGGUGUUUCUUCCUUUCCCCUAGCGUGUUGGCUUCAUUGUCGAAGUUUUUAUGUCAAACUCCAUUCUCGGUAGGCCUAUGCCGUGAAUGAAACUUCACUCAUCUGUGAACAGAAAAAACUGUAUACUCACCACUCCUAAUAUAUUAUCGCCUUUGCUGAGCUGUGAGUUAUUUCCAAGAAAAUUACAACUGCCGUGACCGCACUCAUUUUGUUUCUGUCGUUGCAUUUAGUAGCUAUGCAAAAUGGCGCACAUUCGUUUUUACUUGCC